AUGAGUUGGCUUGGUGAUUGUGCAAAGGUUAUAGCAGUGAAAAACAAUCCACUACAAUGGACAACUCCUUUUGGACUUCCCGUUGUUCAACCAUACCGCAAAUUAGGAAGACAUCUUGUGAUUUCUUUUAGUAUAUCAAAUUGUCAAAUUAAGACAUCUCUUCAAGUUUUGACACUACAACGAGAAACCGAUAAGCUCCAUUCUAAGCUCUUCGAUGCUGUUCUUCACUCUUAUCGAAUGUGUGAUUCCACUCCUCGUGUUUUCGAUGCCCUUUUCAAAAUUUAUGCUCAGAUGAAGCAGUUCAGGAAUGCAACAGAUACAUUUUGUCGUAUGAAGGAAUACAGAUUUCUUCCCACCAUUGAAUCAUGUAACAUGUAUAUGAGUUCACUGCUUAGUAUCAAUCGAGUAGACAUCACGUUACCAUUUUACAACCAAAUGUGA
This is a messenger RNA of Lactuca virosa, 441 nucleotides long. NCBI's taxonomy places the organism in Eukaryota, Viridiplantae, Streptophyta, Magnoliopsida, Asterales, Asteraceae. The record is from the annotation of a GenBank genome assembly.